CCUAUGGACAGGAGCUCGCUGCUGCAGCUCAUCCAGGAGCAGCAGCUGGACCCCGAGAACACAGGCUUCAUCGGCGCCGAGACCUUCACCGGCCUGGUGCACAGCCAUGAGCUGCCCCUGGACCCGGCCAAGCUGGACAUGCUGGUGGCCCUGGCCCAGAGCAACGAGCGCGGCCAGGUCUGCUACCAGGAGCUGGUGGACCUGAUCAGCAGCAAGCGCUCCAGCAGCUUCAAGCGCGCCAUUGCCCACGGGCAGCGGGCGCUGCCCCGGGCCGGGCUGCUGGACGAGCCCGGCCUGGGCGUCUACAAGCGCUUCGUGCGCUACGUGGCCUACGAGAUCCUGCCGCGCGAGGUGGACCGGCACUGGUACUUCUCCCGGCACCGCAGCUGCCCGCCCCCCGUGUUCAUGGCCUCGGUGACCCUCGCCCAGAUCAUCGUGUUCCUGUGCUACGGGGCCCGCCUCAACAAGUGGGUGCUGCAGACGUACCACCCCGAGUACAUGCGCAGCCCCCUGGUCUACCACCCCGGCCACCGCGCGCGGGCCUGGCGCUUCCUCACCUACAUGUUCAUGCACGUGGGGCUGGAGCAGCUGGGGUUCAACGCACUCCUGCAGCUGAUGAUCGGGGUGCCCCUGGAGAUGGUGCACGGGCUGCUCCGCAUCGGCCUGCUCUACCUGGCCGGCGUGCUGGCAGGCUCCCUGACGGUCUCCAUCACCGACAUGCGGGCCCCCGUGGUGGGGGGCUCGGGCGGGGUCUACGCCCUGUGCUCGGCGCACCUGGCCAACGUCGUCAUGAACUGGGCCGGGAUGCGGUGUCCCUACAAGCUGCUGAGGAUGGUGCUGGCGCUGGUGUGCAUGAGCUCCGAGGUGGGCCGGGCCGUGUGGCUGCGCUUCUCCCCGCCGCUGCCCACCUCGGGCCCGCAGCCCAGCUUCAUGGCCCACCUGGCGGGCGCGGUGGUGGGGGUCAGCAUGGGCCUGACCAUCCUGCGCAGCUACGAGGAGCGCCUGCGGGACCAGUGCGGCUGGUGGGUGGUGCUGCUGGCCUACGGCACCUUCCUGCUCUUCGCCGUCUUCUGGAACAUCUUCGCCUACGACCUGCUGGGCGCCCAGGUCCCGCCCCCGCCCUGACGGGCUCCC
Molecule: messenger RNA, 1134 nt
Organism: Talpa occidentalis (Iberian mole)
Lineage: Eukaryota; Metazoa; Chordata; Mammalia; Eulipotyphla; Talpidae
Gene: RHBDL1
Product: rhomboid like 1
Exons: 8
Coding region: 4-1125 (373 amino acids)
Cellular component (GO): membrane
Molecular function (GO): serine-type endopeptidase activity
Source: RefSeq, a predicted model, not a curated record